UCUAACUUCUCUCCCUCUCCAACUUUCUUUCUCUCUGCAAUGCUUUUUCUCUUCACUAGGGUUUUUUUCUCUAACCUGUCCUCUCUACCGACAGUCCUCAGUUUGUUUCUAGUCUUGUACGUCCUCUGUAGUGCCCUCUCCUUUUUUUUAAUGGCUGCCUCUUCAAUUUGAGUUCUGCACAAACACCGUGGAAAUAUAACUCCUGAGAUUCGUAGGGGGCUUACACAGAAGAAAAGUGUGUUUCAUCUUUCAAACUCUCUGUCCUCUCUCUCUUCAGAAGUUUGACUGUACUUUGAAGACAGAUGGUUUGUGAUGUCUCCUUCUUUUGGUGUGUGUACUCUCUACUCGUUCACGUUCACGUUCUGCAACUUCUCUCUUAGUUGCUGCAAUGUCUCCUCUCUCUACCUGUUCAAGGCUUGAUAACCAGGAGAAGGCCAUGGUUGGAACUCUUAGGUCUAAAAUGGCAGUAGAUUUUUAAGCCUUCUUUGACAGAGAAACCGGAAGCUGGAACCAUGGCGACAACUGUUGUUAGAAAGCAAGUAUUGAUUGAACAGCAAGAGAAAUCUCACUUGGGUGGCCAAAUUGAAAGAAGACGGGUUAAAACCUCUGGUACUAACAUCCACAGGGAGUGUAUGGAAGAAUCAGUUCCAGACCGUGUACAAAAAGCAAAGUUGAGGGUAAACAGAGCACGUGCCUCUAACUCGGUUCUCGAAUCACAGUCGAGAGCAAAGGUUUCAAAUAAGAGGACCAUACUUCUAUCUGAGCUGUCUCCUGUGAAAAAACAGAGAGUUCUAAGUGAAAGUAAUGAAAAAAAACAGAGAGUUCUCAGUGAAAGAAAUGAAGGCAGUAAAUAUCAAGGGAGAGUUCUUCAUGGCUCUGGCAAAAUGGCCCAUCGUCAUGUUUGCUGUGAUAUAUAUUCAAGGCUAGAACCAAUACCAUGGGGUAUUGAGGGCGAAACGGACUUGGGUUUACCUCAAAUGGCAAUUAAACCACGAAUUUCUCUCAGUGAGAGGAUACCAACCAUAGAGGAGGUGCGGAAAACCUUAAGACUGUAUCAAUGGGCAUACAGGAAGUUUUCUCAAGAUACAGAAGGAAAUAUUUUCAGAGGAGAGAGAAACCCACCAAAUAGGCCGGAGUUAUGGGCAAUGGAAUUUCUUAGAGAGAAAAACAAGUUUGUGAACACUGGAGAUCCCAUACUUGGAAAAGUGCCUGGAAUCGAAGUGGGAGAUGAGUUUCAGUUCAGGGCUGAACUCAUUGUUGUGGGGCUUCAUAGACAACGCCAAGCCGGCAUUGACUGCAUGCGUAAAAAUGGCACACUUCUAGCUACUAGCGUUGUGAUUUCGGGAGGCUAUGCUGAUAACGACGACCAGGGAGAUGUGAUUAUAUAUUCAGGGCAUGGAGAUAAUGCCUCUUAUGUGGUUAAAGGAAAGCCUAAGGACCAGAAGCUAGAGAGAGGAAACCUUGCUUUGCUUAACAGCAAAAGGUUCAAGACCCCUGUUAGAGUGAUUAGAGGAUUCAAGAAGUCUAAGAAAUGUCCAUUGGCUUUGGGCAUCCAAGGUUUUGUUAAUGGAAGGAAACCCCUAAUGUAUACCUAUGAUGGUCUGUAUCAAGUGGAGAGCCACUUCAUAAAGAGAGGAUCACAUGGGUGUGAUGUUUUCCAGUUCAUUUUGAGGAGACAACCAAACCAGCCAGAGCUUGUCUUGAACCCCUUCAAGCAGGUUGAUAAAUUUAGGAGGCUUGCAGGUCUUGAGAGGGUCAUUGUUAGAGAUGUUUCCAAGAGAAUGGAGACAAAACCCAUUUGCGUGGUGAAUAACAUCAACAGGGAUGCUCCUUCGCAAUUUGAAUACAUAAAGAAAAUGAUCUAUCCUAAGAUUUACAGCCCCUCUCCUCAUGAGGGGUGUUCUUGUAUUGGCAGAUGCUCCGAAAUUGCAAAUUGCUCUUGUGCUAUCAAGAAUGGGAAAGAGUUCCCUUACUCUAAUGGUUGUCUUGUGGAAUCGAAGCCAUUGGUGUAUGAAUGUGGUCCCUCUUGCACGUGCCAUCCAUCGUGUGGCAACAGAGUAAGCCAAGGUGGUAUUAAAUUUGAAUUGCAGCUGUUUAAAACUAAACUGAAAGGGUGGGGUGUGAGGCCCUUGGGUUCAAUUCCAUCUGGUAGUUUUAUUUGUGAAUACCUUGGGGAGAUUCUUACUAGGAAAAUGGUGGAGAAACGAGUUGGGCCCAAUGAAUAUUUCUUUGAUAUUGGGGUCAACUUCACCGAUAAGUCCUUUAAAGAUACUCUUUCAUUUCUUGUUCCUGAAUCUGAACCCACUGAAGCUUGUGAUACUGUGGAGAUCAAGGGUUUCACCAUUGAUGCAUCAAUAAAUGGAAAUGUCGCGAGGUUUAUCAAUCAAAGUUGCUCACCAAACCUUUAUGCACAAAGUGUUCUUUACGAUCAUGGCGAUAAGGCAGUGCCUCAUAUAAUGCUGUUUGCUGGAGAGAACAUCCGUCCCUUCGAGGAGCUUACUAUUUACUAUAAAUUUGCUUUGAAUCAUGUUUGUGAUAACAACAGCAAUCGAAAGAAGAAAAAAUGCCAUUGUGGUUCUUCUGAGUGCACUGGAUGACUCUCUUGAAUUAAAUGUGUAUAGGUGCCUUUCUAUCUUGAACUAAAAUUUUGUAUAGUUGAGUUAGCUUGAUAUUUGCCCAUUUUUUGUUCUCUGUUUGUAAUGGGCGCAUUCAGGUAGCUUGAUAUGUGCCCACUUUAUGUUCUUUGUUUGUAAUGGGCGGAUUCCAUGCUUUUACUCAAGAAGAUAGUUUUACUCAAGAUAGUUUCUUUUGAUUGUUUUGUCUUUGUAACUUUUCUUUUGAUCGUUGUCUUUGUGACUCUCACUUCUAAAAUACAUUUUCA
Messenger RNA from Amborella trichopoda, 2881 nucleotides. RefSeq names its product histone-lysine N-methyltransferase, H3 lysine-9 specific SUVH5. Gene Ontology annotation, molecular function: histone methyltransferase activity; protein binding; double-stranded DNA binding. Gene Ontology annotation, cellular component: nucleus. Lineage: Eukaryota; Viridiplantae; Streptophyta; Magnoliopsida; Amborellales; Amborellaceae. The record is from RefSeq and is a predicted model, not a curated record.